AUGGCGGUUCCAGGCACCCAAAUCUCCAAGCGGAGAAAGUUCAUCGCCGACGGUGUCUUCUAUGCCGAGCUGAACGAGUUCUUCCAGCGUGAGCUGGCCGAGGAGGGCUACUCGGGCGUCGAGGUCCGCGUCACCCCGACCGUCACCGACAUCAUCAUCCGGGCGACACACACACAGGAGGUCCUCGGCGAGCAGGGCCGCCGCAUCCGCGAGCUCACCUCGCUCAUCCAGAAGCGGUUCAAGUUCCCCGAGAACUCGGUCUCCCUCUACGCCGCCAAAGUCCAGAACCGCGGCCUGUCCGCCGUCGCCCAGUGCGAGUCGCUCCGCUACAAGCUGCUCAACGGCCUGGCCGUCCGCCGCGCCUGCUACGGUGUCCUCCGCUUCAUCAUGGAGAGCGGCGCCAAGGGCUGUGAGGUCGUCGUCUCGGGCAAGCUCCGCGCCGCCCGUGCCAAGAGCAUGAAGUUCACCGACGGAUUCAUGAUCCACAGCGGCCAGCCGGCCAAGGACUUCAUCGACAGUGCCACCCGCCACGUGCUGCUCCGCCAGGGCGUGCUCGGCAUCAAGGUCAAGAUCAUGCGCGGCAGCGACCCCGAGGGCAAGGCCGGCCCCCAGAAGUCCCUCCCCGACGCCGUCACCAUCAUCGAGCCCAAGGAGGAGGCCCCCGUCCUGCAGCCGAGCAGCCAGGACUACGGCGCUAAGGCCGCCCAGGCCCAGGCCCAGGCUGAGGCCCAGCGCCAGGACGAGGAGGGCGCCGAGGAGGCCCCGGCGCCUGCGGAGCAAUAG
Molecule: messenger RNA, 783 nt
Organism: Phialemonium atrogriseum
Lineage: Eukaryota; Fungi; Ascomycota; Sordariomycetes; Cephalothecales; Cephalothecaceae
Product: 40S ribosomal protein S3
Exons: 2
Coding region: 1-783 (260 amino acids)
Biological process (GO): translation
Cellular component (GO): cytosolic small ribosomal subunit; nucleus
Molecular function (GO): structural constituent of ribosome; RNA binding
Source: RefSeq, a predicted model, not a curated record